Symbiodinium necroappetens is the source of this 2829-nucleotide messenger RNA. Lineage: Eukaryota; Dinophyceae; Suessiales; Symbiodiniaceae. The record is from the annotation of a GenBank genome assembly.
AUGACGAUGGAGGGUGCUGUGGCGCGAGGCCAGCACCGAGGACACGCUCGACCGGCUGCUACCACUUCUGCCGCAGCCCGAUCUCCCCUUCGAGACUGUCGGGUGGCAGCCCCCGGGAUGCUGAUCCGGAACCGUGUUGGCAGCAAUGCGCAAAACAUCACCUCGCCAAGCUACAUUAGCAAUGGAUACCACCGACCUGGUACUGCAAACCAUGUGCCGCGCCAGCAAGGCCGUAUCACAGCAGGUAAGCGAUCACGCCGUGGAGGUGAAGGCCAAGGUGCACCGGGAGCGGCGGUCUCUGCUGGGGGCAGCGCGCUCCUGUCUGUGCCGACGCCCAUUCGGAGUACCAGUGCUCCCAGCCUUCCAGGCGAAGCGCUCGUCUUUGAGGUGACGACCAAAUCACCCGAAGCAAGGAAGGGAGCUGUGAGUCCACAACAAGUGGUGGCUGCGGCUACGGCUUCACCGCCUGUGGCCCAGCCAACGGCGCAGCCUCAGCCAACAGCUCCAGUGCAGCCGGCGCCACAGCCCAAGCCACAGCCACCGACUCUGCCGCAGACAACCGAGGUUCCCACUGAGCAGGGCAUUAUGAAUCACCUUCCAUGGCUGUCGGAGAAGCGCACUUCGCUUCUUCAGCUCUUGGCCGAGUGGUCGCAGAGCCACCGCGUCCUAGAUGAUCUUACCGACCGACUCCGACGCCUGGGCAGAGACCGCCCGGCCGACCAGGGACCCUGCGAGUUGGAGACAGGCCUUAGGCAAGUGAUCGCCAUGGUAAGCGUAAUCAACACAGCAAUGUGGCGCAGCUGUGCUGGCAUAUGGUGUCGACGAGCACGGCCCAAUUCGAGGUGUUUGCUCUGCUUGCAGAAGUCAUUUGAAGCCUCGAAGCGCCUUCUCGAUGACCAUGGCUGGUCCAGAAGGGUUGCGACUUCCGCGGACAGCGCCUGUUUUCUGCAUAAGCGACCAGUGCGCUCAGUGAACUUCAGCUCCGGUGGACAACUGCUGUGCACGUCCUCAGAGGAUGGGACAGCACGGGUGUACGAGCUGGAGACGGGUCGCAUGGUCAAGGAGGUCGACCACGGGACCACGAUUUGGUGGUCCGAUUUUAGUUGUGAUGGGUCGAUGCUGUGCACAGCUUCGGACGAUCGAUCCGUUAGAGUCUACGACUGCAAGACUUGGAAGCUGUUGGAGAUGUUUGGCCAUGGGCUGCCUGCGAAAUGCGCGAGCUUCAGCCCGGAUGGGCAGUCCGUUGCAACGGCCUCUGGCGACGCUUUCGUGAGGAUCUUUGAUUUGAACGAAGGAGAUGAGGUGGCCAAGCUCAAGCAUGACAGCUGGGUCGUUUCUGUCCGCUACAGCCCGGAUGGCGCAUUACUCGCCACAGGCUCGGCAGACAAGUGCAUCCGCAUCUUUGACGUCACGGCUCCCGAAGCCAAGCUGGUUUCAAAGAAGAAGUUCAGCGGCCUUGUGACUUCUGUGGACUUCAGCCCGGACUCCAGGCUCAUCUGUGCGAGCACGACUCGCAAAGAAGACCAGACCCAGAUCAUCGAGGCGGUGACUGGGCGCUGUGAGAUGGCCAUUGAGCAAGAUGCUCUGACCGUCUCCACCAGGUUCUCUCCUGCUGGUGACAGAGUCUGCGCUGUGUCCGGUGAUCACGCCCUCGUCUACGACGUUGAGUCCGGCGAGAUGAUUCGCUGUUUCGAGCAUGGAGUCCACGUGAAUUAUGCCGCAAUGCGUGCUGAUGGCCUGCUCUGCACGGCUGCGAUGGACGGUGCUGUUCGCUUCUUCACCCUUGGGGACGGCCCUACAGGACUGGACAUGAGUCACCGGAUCAAUGUCCAGAGCCGGGACCUGCUGCAGCAGUUCGAGUUCUUGGAGCUGAAGACAAGCACCUAUGAAAACCUGCGUGUGGCCUUUCACGGUGCUGGAGAGCCAGCGCCCGUGUUGCCAACUCCUCCUUCGCGGCCGCCGGAGAUGUUUCCACCCUCGCCAGAGAAGAUGGUUAUGCUCAAGGACGUGGAGGUUGGGUUAAGCGCCGUGCCAGUCGGGCGUCCUGCUGCACCGCCAGUGGUUCCCAGGUUGCAUUUGGGCGCUGCCAAGAACGGUGUUGACAUCGAUUCUGCGGCCACCAACCUCAGUGGCACGCCUUCGGUGCAUUCUUCUGACGAGUCGCUCUGCUCCCCAGCAGCGGGCACUGCCCCGCCUCUGCCAAAGGACAUCACGCACGCGGCGGGCUUGCUAGCCAGAAGCCAGUCCUGUGUGACCCUUCACGAGCGCAAGGCCUGUGUGGAAGCGUCGCCGCUGACGAAACAGAGGAUCCUUCACCAGGCGGUGGUGGCUGAGGAAGAGGAGGUUGCGGACCUUCCGAUGACUCGCUGGGCAUCGAGGCCGGCUCCCAAUUCUUCCAGUCCCGGAGUGGACCCACGCAGCGUCGCCGUGCAGAGCAUGCCCGUGGGCAGAAGUGCUUCUUCGCCGAACCCGGCCUCUCCUUCCAAGCAGGACGUUGUGCGAUCCCCACAGGCCACCUCACCGCCCCCUUUGGCCAAGGGACGAGCCAUCUACGCCUCUGCUGCUGCACUGCCGCAGGCUUCUCCCAUACAGGUUGUGGCGCAGGUACCUCAUGCAGGGCAUUCCUCCACACAGCCAUCGCAGCGGCCGUCGCACACCCCCGCACCUGCCCGCGCCAUGGGUGUAAUGCGAGCAGUCGUGUCCCCGCUCGGCCGAGCAAUGAGCACCAGUGCCCUUCAUGGACAGGUGGCGUUCCAUCCUCGACUACAGAUCGCAGGGGUUCCUGGCGCAGCUGUUGCCCUCGUGCCGUGCGCCUGUGCCUGGAAGUGA